AUGCCUGCUCGUCAAGACCGAAUCAGAAUCACGAACACCAUCGGGCCUCCUCGUGAAGACGUCGACAUGGACUCUUUCGAGUACUACCUCAACCUCGCCAUGGGUCAAAUGGAACCUCAACGACCCUUUGCCCAAUGGCAGCAAGACUCCGACACCAACGGGGUUACGGAGGCCCCCCAGGGAGAAGAUGAAGACUUCGAGGGUGACACCGAGAUGCUUGGCUCCAAGGACAAGGAGAACGACCCGAGUCUCCUCCCCGCCAAUCUCCCCGAGCCUGGCAGACGCCCUCGUCGUCGCCAGCAGCAGCAGCCCCAGCCCCAGCCCCAGCCUCAACCUCGUCUCCGUCCUCGCAGGAAGGUCAAGCUGACCGACCCGGAGCUCGACUUUGAGAUCUUCGAGGACGAGACAGCCACCCCUGGUCAGCCCUUCCAGCGGGAGUACUACGGCAGCAACGUCCCGGCCCUGGGCGAGCUCAAGAACGGCGAGCAGUUCGACUACGCCAUGGCUCACUCGCUCCGCCAGAAUUACAAAUAUCUGAUGAGACUGGCCCUUGAGAACGAGGACGAGGACCUGUACAAGCUGCUGAUCAAUGUCUACGAGGACCGGUACACCACCUGGCAGCGCUUUUCUGGCGCCAUGGAGUGGAUCGUCGGCUGCAACCCCAUGGACGUCUGGCUUUGGGUCGAGGACAAGGGGUACCACAAGCGCUGGACCAAGCACCAGAUUGUGCAUUUCAAGGAAUUCCUCACGUUCAUGAACACUUGCAUUCUCAACGGCAUCGGCGUCAACGACCCAGUUGCGGCCGAGAAUUUGGACAACUGGAACACCACCCUCAUCACCAGCCGCUUCAAGAGCUUGGACCUGCCCAACCUCCACAUGGUGAAAAACAACGAGAUGAGGGUGUCGUUCAUGCCCAACGGCCCGGACGAGAAACUCCUCUACAGAGCGGACUACACCGCCGAGGAGCUCGCGGUCCUCGAUGCUGGGUGGGAGGGGCCGGGACGGUGGGCUCCGGGUGAGGAGCCGGGGCCGGAGGCCGAUUAUGUGGAUGAGAUGUUUGUGGACUCGGAAGGGUCUGAGAGAGAGGACGCCGAUUAUGUCUGGGAGGAGAGCUCCAUGGAGAGCUAUGAGAUGUCUGUGGACGAGCAGGAGGAGGAGGAGGAGGAGUCUGAGAGAGAGGAGGCCGACUAUGUCUGGCAGGAGAGCUCCGACUUGAUUGCCAUGUAA
Trichoderma citrinoviride is the source of this 1227-nucleotide messenger RNA. RefSeq lists its product as hypothetical. The record is from RefSeq and is a predicted model, not a curated record. Bases 1 to 1227 code for a protein of 408 amino acids. NCBI's taxonomy places the organism in Eukaryota, Fungi, Ascomycota, Sordariomycetes, Hypocreales, Hypocreaceae. The transcript has 2 exons.